This is a messenger RNA of Ordospora pajunii, 549 nucleotides long. Its product is annotated as GTP-binding protein. The record is from RefSeq and is a predicted model, not a curated record. Lineage: Eukaryota; Fungi; Microsporidia; Ordosporidae. Gene Ontology annotation, biological process: small GTPase-mediated signal transduction. Bases 1 to 549 code for a protein of 182 amino acids. The transcript has a single exon. Gene Ontology annotation, molecular function: GTP binding; GTPase activity.
AUGGAAACCGUCAAAUGUGUCCUUGUAGGAGAUCCAUCAGUGGGCAAGAGCUGGCUCAUAACAACAUACAUAACAGGCAAGAACCCCGAGGGAUACAUCCCCACCCUUUUUGACAAGUCAAGUAAGGAGGUUUCCCGAGAAGGCCAGAAAUACAGCAUAACACUGUGGGAUACCGCAGGAAGCGACGAGUACAAAAAGCUGCGCGGACAGUUUUUCCAGGAAGCCGAUGUGUUUUUGAUAUGCUAUGCAAUCGACAACGCUGCCUCGUUUAAAAGCACACGGGCAUGGAUUGAAGAGCUCUCUAAAUACAAUGUCCCGAUGAUUCUUUGUGGCACAAAAUGCGAUGUGAUUGAUGGUGAUUUGAUUGACAGGGCACUUCCCGAGGCGUUGAAAAGCGAGUAUGGCCUCUAUGAAUCAAUAGAAUGCUCAUCGCUGGAGCUUGUAAACGUAAACAAGGUGUUUUGUGUGGCACUGGAUGCAGUCUUGAAAGCAAGGCGCUCUAGGGCAGAGCCUGCCUGGAUGUGGAUGUGCUGCUGCAAGUGUAUCUGA